Molecule: messenger RNA, 6561 nt
Organism: Ostertagia ostertagi
Lineage: Eukaryota; Metazoa; Nematoda; Chromadorea; Rhabditida; Trichostrongylidae
Source: the annotation of a GenBank genome assembly
AUGGAUCACCUCUGCCUACUGACACUUCUGGAAACUUUGUCACAGAUGAAGGGGACCAUCAUCGAAAAAGACGAGGAAGGCCGUCCUCUUGGACCUGACGGGCAAGUUCUGCCAACGGAUGACGCAGGAAACUUUAUCUACCCUGCGGUUGGACCUGAUGGAAGUCCGCUUCCAACUGAUGAGCAUAAGCGACCCAUUCACCCAAUUCUUGGACCUGACGGGUCUCCUCUUCCAACUGACGAUUCGGGUCACCCUCUUGGAGCAGACGGUAAACCCAUACCGACUGAUCGCAGUGGUGUUCCAUUGGACAAAGAUGGGGAACCAUUGCCUACUGACAGCAGUGGGCAUUAUGUCACUGUUCCACGAGAAGAGGCCGUAAGCAAAGAACUGCCUACGGACGAAAGCGGAAACGUUAUCCAUCCAGUGACAAAGCCCGAUGGAUCACCUCUGCCUACUGACACUUCUGGAAACUUUGUCACAGAUGAAGGGACCAUCAUCGAAAAAGACGAGGAAGGCCGUCCUCUUGGACCUGACGGGCAAGUUCUGCCAACGGAUGACGCAGGAAACUUUAUCUACCCUGCGGUUGGACCUGAUGGAAGUCCGCUUCCAACUGAUGAGCAUAAGCGACCCAUUCACCCAAUUCUUGGACCUGACGGGUCUCCUCUUCCAACUGACGAUUCGGGUCACCCUCUUGGAGCAGACGGUAAACCCAUACCGACUGAUCGCAGUGGUGUUCCAUUGGACAAAGAUGGGGAACCAUUGCCUACUGACAGCAGUGGGCAUUAUGUCACUGUUCCACGAGAAGAGGCCGUAAGCAAAGAACUGCCUACGGACGAAAGCGGAAACGUUAUCCAUCCAGUGACAAAGCCCGAUGGAUCACCUCUGCCUACUGACACUUCUGGAAACUUUGUCACAGAUGAAGGGACCAUCAUCGAAAAAGACGAGGAAGGCCGUCCUCUUGGACCUGACGGGCAAGUUCUGCCAACGGAUGACGCAGGAAACUUUAUCUACCCUGCGGUUGGACCUGAUGGAAGUCCGCUUCCAACUGAUGAGCAUAAGCGACCCAUUCACCCAAUUCUUGGACCUGACGGGUCUCCUCUUCCAACUGACGAUUCGGGUCACCCUCUUGGAGCAGACGGUAAACCCAUACCGACUGAUCGCAGUGGUGUUCCAUUGGACAAAGAUGGGGAACCAUUGCCUACUGACAGCAGUGGGCAUUAUGUCACUGUUCCACGAGAAGAGGCCGUAAGCAAAGAACUGCCUACGGACGAAAGCGGAAACGUUAUCCAUCCAGUGACAAAGCCCGAUGGAUCACCUCUGCCUACUGACACUUCUGGAAACUUUGUCACAGAUGAAGGGACCAUCAUCGAAAAAGACGAGGAAGGCCGUCCUCUUGGACCUGACGGGCAAGUUCUGCCAACGGAUGACGCAGGAAACUUUAUCUACCCUGCGGUUGGACCUGAUGGAAGUCCGCUUCCAACUGAUGAGCAUAAGCGACCCAUUCACCCAAUUCUUGGACCUGACGGGUCUCCUCUUCCAACUGACGAUUCGGGUCACCCUCUUGGAGCAGACGGUAAACCCAUACCGACUGAUCGCAGUGGUGUUCCAUUGGACAAAGAUGGGGAACCAUUGCCUACUGACAGCAGUGGGCAUUAUGUCACUGUUCCACGAGAAGAGGCCGUAAGCAAAGAACUGCCUACGGACGAAAGCGGAAACGUUAUCCAUCCAGUGACAAAGCCCGAUGGAUCACCUCUGCCUACUGACACUUCUGGAAACUUUGUCACAGAUGAAGGGACCAUCAUCGAAAAAGACGAGGAAGGCCGUCCUCUUGGACCUGACGGGCAAGUUCUGCCAACGGAUGACGCAGGAAACUUUAUCUACCCUGCGGUUGGACCUGAUGGAAGUCCGCUUCCAACUGAUGAGCAUAAGCGACCCAUUCACCCAAUUCUUGGACCUGACGGGUCUCCUCUUCCAACUGACGAUUCGGGUCACCCUCUUGGAGCAGACGGUAAACCCAUACCGACUGAUCGCAGUGGUGUUCCAUUGGACAAAGAUGGGGAACCAUUGCCUACUGACAGCAGUGGGCAUUAUGUCACUGUUCCACGAGAAGAGGCCGUAAGCAAAGAACUGCCUACGGACGAAAGCGGAAACGUUAUCCAUCCAGUGACAAAGCCCGAUGGAUCACCUCUGCCUACUGACACUUCUGGAAACUUUGUCACAGAUGAAGGGACCAUCAUCGAAAAAGACGAGGAAGGCCGUCCUCUUGGACCUGACGGGCAAGUUCUGCCAACGGAUGACGCAGGAAACUUUAUCUACCCUGCGGUUGGACCUGAUGGAAGUCCGCUUCCAACUGAUGAGCAUAAGCGACCCAUUCACCCAAUUCUUGGACCUGACGGGUCUCCUCUUCCAACUGACGAUUCGGGUCACCCUCUUGGAGCAGACGGUAAACCCAUACCGACUGAUCGCAGUGGUGUUCCAUUGGACAAAGAUGGGGAACCAUUGCCUACUGACAGCAGUGGGCAUUAUGUCACUGUUCCACGAGAAGGCCUGACAAAGCCCGAUGGAUCACCUCUGCCUACUGACACUUCUGGAAACUUUGUCACAGAUGAAGGGACCAUCAUCGAAAAAGACGAGGAAGGCCGUCCUCUUGGACCUGACGGGCAAGUUCUGCCAACGGAUGACGCAGGAAACUUUAUCUACCCUGCGGUUGGACCUGAUGGAAGUCCGCUUCCAACUGAUGAGCAUAAGCGACCCAUUCACCCAAUUCUUGGACCUGACGGGUCUCCUCUUCCAACUGACGAUUCGGGUCACCCUCUUGGAGCAGACGGUAAACCCAUACCGACUGAUCGCAGUGGUGUUCCAUUGGACAAAGAUGGGGAACCAUUGCCUACUGACAGCAGUGGGCAUUAUGUCACUGUUCCACGAGAAGAGGCCGUAAGCAAAGAACUGCCUACGGACGAAAGCGGAAACGUUAUCCAUCCAGUGACAAAGCCCGAUGGAUCACCUCUGCCUACUGACACUUCUGGAAACUUUGUCACAGAUGAAGGGACCAUCAUCGAAAAAGACGAGGAAGGCCGUCCUCUUGGACCUGACGGGCAAGUUCUGCCAACGGAUGACGCAGGAAACUUUAUCUACCCUGCGGUUGGACCUGAUGGAAGUCCGCUUCCAACUGAUGAGCAUAAGCGACCCAUUCACCCAAUUCUUGGACCUGACGGGUCUCCUCUUCCAACUGACGAUUCGGGUCACCCUCUUGGAGCAGACGUGACAAAGCCCGAUGGAUCACCUCUGCCUACUGACACUUCUGGAAACUUUGUCACAGAUGAAGGGACCAUCAUCGAAAAAGACGAGGAAGGCCGUCCUCUUGGACCUGACGGGCAAGUUCUGCCAACGGAUGACGCAGGAAACUUUAUCUACCCUGCGGUUGGACCUGAUGGAAGUCCGCUUCCAACUGAUGAGCAUAAGCGACCCAUUCACCCAAUUCUUGGACCUGACGGGUCUCCUCUUCCAACUGACGAUUCGGGUCACCCUCUUGGAGCAGACGGUAAACCCAUACCGACUGAUCGCAGUGGUGUUCCAUUGGACAAAGAUGGGGAACCAUUGCCUACUGACAGCAGUGGGCAUUAUGUCACUGUUCCACGAGAAGAGGCCGUAAGCAAAGAACUGCCUACGGACGAAAGCGGAAACGUUAUCCAUCCAGUGACAAAGCCCGAUGGAUCACCUCUGCCUACUGACACUUCUGGAAACUUUGUCACAGAUGAAGGGACCAUCAUCGAAAAAGACGAGGAAGGCCGUCCUCUUGGACCUGACGGGCAAGUUCUGCCAACGGAUGACGCAGGAAACUUUAUCUACCCUGCGGUUGGACCUGAUGGAAGUCCGCUUCCAACUGAUGAGCAUAAGCGACCCAUUCACCCAAUUCUUGGACCUGACGGGUCUCCUCUUCCAACUGACGAUUCGGGUCACCCUCUUGGAGCAGACGGUAAACCCAUACCGACUGAUCGCAGUGGUGUUCCAUUGGACAAAGAUGGGGAACCAUUGCCUACUGACAGCAGUGGGCAUUAUGUCACUGUUCCACGAGAAGAGGCCGUAAGCAAAGAACUGCCUACGGACGAAAGCGGAAACGUUAUCCAUCCAGUGACAAAGCCCGAUGGAUCACCUCUGCCUACUGACACUUCUGGAAACUUUGUCACAGAUGAAGGGACCAUCAUCGAAAAAGACGAGGAAGGCCGUCCUCUUGGACCUGACGGGCAAGUUCUGCCAACGGAUGACGCAGGAAACUUUAUCUACCCUGCGGUUGGACCUGAUGGAAGUCCGCUUCCAACUGAUGAGCAUAAGCGACCCAUUCACCCAAUUCUUGGACCUGACGGGUCUCCUCUUCCAACUGACGAUUCGGGUCACCCUCUUGGAGCAGACGGUAAACCCAUACCGACUGAUCGCAGUGGUGUUCCAUUGGACAAAGAUGGGGAACCAUUGCCUACUGACAGCAGUGGGCAUUAUGUCACUGUUCCACGAGAAGAGGCCGUAAGCAAAGAACUGCCUACGGACGAAAGCGGAAACGUUAUCCAUCCAGUGACAAAGCCCGAUGGAUCACCUCUGCCUACUGACACUUCUGGAAACUUUGUCACAGAUGAAGGGACCAUCAUCGAAAAAGACGAGGAAGGCCGUCCUCUUGGACCUGACGGGCAAGUUCUGCCAACGGAUGACGCAGGAAACUUUAUCUACCCUGCGGUUGGACCUGAUGGAAGUCCGCUUCCAACUGAUGAGCAUAAGCGACCCAUUCACCCAAUUCUUGGACCUGACGGGUCUCCUCUUCCAACUGACGAUUCGGGUCACCCUCUUGGAGCAGACGGUAAACCCAUACCGACUGAUCGCAGUGGUGUUCCAUUGGACAAAGAUGGGGAACCAUUGCCUACUGACAGCAGUGGGCAUUAUGUCACUGUUCCACGAGAAGAGGCCGUAAGCAAAGAACUGCCUACGGACGAAAGCGGAAACGUUAUCCAUCCAGUGACAAAGCCCGAUGGAUCACCUCUGCCUACUGACACUUCUGGAAACUUUGUCACAGAUGAAGGGACCAUCAUCGAAAAAGACGAGGAAGGCCGUCCUCUUGGACCUGACGGGCAAGUUCUGCCAACGGAUGACGCAGGAAACUUUAUCUACCCUGCGGUUGGACCUGAUGGAAGUCCGCUUCCAACUGAUGAGCAUAAGCGACCCAUUCACCCAAUUCUUGGACCUGACGGGUCUCCUCUUCCAACUGACGAUUCGGGUCACCCUCUUGGAGCAGACGGUAAACCCAUACCGACUGAUCGCAGUGGUGUUCCAUUGGACAAAGAUGGGGAACCAUUGCCUACUGACAGCAGUGGGCAUUAUGUCACUGUUCCACGAGAAGAGGCCGUAAGCAAAGAACUGCCUACGGACGAAAGCGGAAACGUUAUCCAUCCAGUGACAAAGCCCGAUGGAUCACCUCUGCCUACUGACACUUCUGGAAACUUUGUCACAGAUGAAGGGACCAUCAUCGAAAAAGACGAGGAAGGCCGUCCUCUUGGACCUGACGGGCAAGUUCUGCCAACGGAUGACGCAGGAAACUUUAUCUACCCUGCGGUUGGACCUGAUGGAAGUCCGCUUCCAACUGAUGAGCAUAAGCGACCCAUUCACCCAAUUCUUGGACCUGACGGGUCUCCUCUUCCAACUGACGAUUCGGGUCACCCUCUUGGAGCAGACGGUAAACCCAUACCGACUGAUCGCAGUGGUGUUCCAUUGGACAAAGAUGGGGAACCAUUGCCUACUGACAGCAGUGGGCAUUAUGUCACUGUUCCACGAGAAGAGGCCGUAAGCAAAGAACUGCCUACGGACGAAAGCGGAAACGUUAUCCAUCCAGUGACAAAGCCCGAUGGAUCACCUCUGCCUACUGACACUUCUGGAAACUUUGUCACAGAUGAAGGGACCAUCAUCGAAAAAGACGAGGAAGGCCGUCCUCUUGGACCUGACGGGCAAGUUCUGCCAACGGAUGACGCAGGAAACUUUAUCUACCCUGCGGUUGGACCUGAUGGAAGUCCGCUUCCAACUGAUGAGCAUAAGCGACCCAUUCACCCAAUUCUUGGACCUGACGGGUCUCCUCUUCCAACUGACGAUUCGGGUCACCCUCUUGGAGCAGACGGUAAACCCAUACCGACUGAUCGCAGUGGUGUUCCAUUGGACAAAGAUGGGGAACCAUUGCCUACUGACAGCAGUGGGCAUUAUGUCACUGUUCCACGAGAAGAGGCCGUAAGCAAAGAACUGCCUACGGACGAAAGCGGAAACGUUAUCCAUCCAGUGACAAAGCCCGAUGGAUCACCUCUGCCUACUGACACUUCUGGAAACUUUGUCACAGAUGAAGGGACCAUCAUCGAAAAAGACGAGGAAGGCCGUCCUCUUGGACCUGACGGGCAAGUUCUGCCAACGGAUGACGCAGGAAACUUUAUCUACCCUGCGGUUGGACCUGAUGGAAGUCCGCUUCCAACUGAUGAGCAUAAGCGACCCAUUCAGACCCCCCCCCCCCCGACCCAUUCACCCAAUUCUUGGACCUGA